AUGAAUUAUCUACACAAAUAAUCUGAUUAAUAUUAUUAGGAUGCUUUGGAUAGUUAUAAUAAUGGAAAUAAUACUCCAAACAUUUAUGAACAUCCAUAAUUAUUGCAAACAUGUUCAUUUUCAAAAACCAAAUUUUAAAGAAGAACUCUUUCAUAAGGAAUCUUUUUUGUAGUUAUCUAUGUUUAUUUUUAUCGAUUUCAUUCUAAAAUGAGAUAUUAAUGA
This is a messenger RNA of Paramecium sonneborni, 222 nucleotides long. NCBI's taxonomy places the organism in Eukaryota, Ciliophora, Oligohymenophorea, Peniculida, Parameciidae. The record is from the annotation of a GenBank genome assembly.